Molecule: messenger RNA, 600 nt
Organism: Penicillium waksmanii
Lineage: Eukaryota; Fungi; Ascomycota; Eurotiomycetes; Eurotiales; Aspergillaceae
Exons: 3
Coding region: 1-600 (199 amino acids)
Source: RefSeq, a predicted model, not a curated record
AUGUCUGUAGUGUAUCGGCCUAUUGUGUUUGAUGAACUAGCCUCUCUUGUUGAAAUACCUAAUGAUCUCUCUGAUAACUCUGAAGCUCUAUCAGAGAUUAUUAUGAUUUAUAGCUUGUUUUUGACUGUAUACAAAGACACCGUUGUUUUUGUCUAUCAGUCUAUAAAGGAAUCUCUACUUAAGGAGACGCAAAAUGCGAUCUUUGCUAGAGGUUUAGAAGCUAAAUACUGUAUGAUUUUCUCUCGCUGUCUACAAGCUAUGUUUAAGAUACUUCGAUACGAAUAUUUUCAACUUGAAACCCCUAGAUUCCUGAUUGAGAAGAUUAUACUACCUAGUCUAAAUCUAUUAGGAGCUGUUAAAUAUCUGUGUAUCUAUUGGGUUGACCAUCUUUAUUAUAGCGGAUGCUAUAGGAGAAGAAACCUUGACGUUGAUGAGAGAGGGUAUAAAUACCUUUACUGGCUUGAAGCUCUGAGUAUUUUAGGAAGCCUAUUACAGGGCAUAGCAGCGAUGCUGAAGCUUGAGGGCUUACUUAAGGUAAACCACCCGCCCUUUUACAACAAGUUCAAGACGGCUUCUGAUUCAUCUGAUACUAUAGGCUAG